Zingiber officinale is the source of this 973-nucleotide messenger RNA. Its product is annotated as glycine-rich cell wall structural protein 2-like. Lineage: Eukaryota; Viridiplantae; Streptophyta; Magnoliopsida; Zingiberales; Zingiberaceae. Bases 85 to 864 code for a protein of 259 amino acids. The record is from RefSeq and is a predicted model, not a curated record. The transcript has a single exon.
AGUUAGCCAUGAAGGGAAUGGAUGCCCUAUAAAUAGCCCUUCUUCCCCCUGCGACCUCAACAUAGCUAGUAGUGUGCAGCUGCAAUGGCUAAUAGAGCUCGCAGUAAGUUUUGGGCUGUUGCCUUCAUCGCCCUUGUGAGCUUCCAGCUUGCGUUGGCAGCUAGAUCGCUCAGCGGGGCUGCCGCAGGAGGCGGCGGUGGAGGUGGAGGUGGAGGAGGAGGCGGAGGCUCUGGCAGUGGUUCCGGAUAUGGAUCCGGCUCCGGCGCUGGAUAUGGUGUGGGUGUGGGUGUGGGUGUGGGUGCGGCUGGAGGGAGUGUCGGAGGGUACGGUAAAGGAGGCGGCGGCGGCGGUGGCGGAGGAGAAGGAGGCGGUGGCAGCUCUGGUUCUGGGUCCGGCAGCGGUUAUGGGUCGGGAUACGGUGAGGGCGUUGGAGGAGGAAGCGCCGGAGGGUAUGGGAAAGGUGGUGGCGGCGGCAGCGGCGGCAGCGGCGGCGGUGGAGGUGGGGGAGAAGGUGGAGGUGUAGGCUCCGGCUCCGGCUCUGGUUACGGGCAAGGAUCUGGAUCGGGUUACGGUGCGGGCGGUGGGGCUGGUAAUGCCGGAGGAUACGGAAAGGGAAGCGGCGGUGGAGGUGGUGGCGGCGGAGGAGAGGGCGGUGGUGUUGGGUCGGGAUCCGGGUCCGGUCAGGGGUAUGGAUCUGGAUCUGGAUCUGGCUCCGGCGAGGGUGGUGCACAUGGUGGUGGCUACGGUCGUGGCGGCGGCGGUGGAGGCGGCGGCGGUGAGGGAUCAGGUGGCGGCACUGGCUCCGGCUCUGGCUACGGGUCUGGGUCUGGAUACGGCAGCGGUGGCGGAAAUGGCCAUAAUUAGAUGACUAGCUUUUUAUGGUAUUAUACGAGUAUAAUUAUAAAAGACAUGGUUGUUCGUGCUGUACCGCUACUGCAUAAUGAAUAAAUUAAAGCUAGUUUGCUAUUUAUUA